AUGUCGACUCAGCCUGUGCCGCCCAGCUGGAAGGACCUUGGUAAGGCCGCCUCGGACAUCCUUGGCAAGGACUACCCGAUCCACGGCUCUACCCUCGAGGUGAAGACCCGCACCCCCUCGGGUGUUACCUUCCGCGUGUUUGGUCUCCACGACAACAAGUCGUCGGCCAUCAGCGGUGACCUCGAGGCCAGCUGGCAGGACCGCAAGAAGGGCCUUGCCUUCACCCAGGCCUGGUCCACUGCCAAUGUGCUCCGCAACCACAUCGAGGUGGAGAACCACCUUGCCAAGGGCCUCAAGUUCGAGGUGAUCUCGACGCUUGUCCCCGAGAAGCAGGCCAAGAACGCCCUUGUGGCCGCUACCUACAAGGCCCCUGGUGUGCACGUCCGCAACUUUGUCGACGUCUUCAAGGGUCCCCUGCUCACCGCCGACGCCGUUGUUGGUCGUGACGGCUUCCUUGUCGGUGCCGAGACUGCCUACGACGCCAAGGACAAGAAGGUCGCCCGCUACAACCUCGCCCUCGGCUUCCACGCUCCCGAGUACGCCGUUGCGCUGCACGCCCUGGGCAACCUGUCCACCUACAGCGCCUCGUACUACCACCGCGUUAACUCGGACAUUGAGGCGAGCGCUCGCGCUACUUACGACUCGAAGGCUUCGAGCAACGUGAACCUCGAGGUCGGCACCAAGACCUACCUCGACAACGCCGCGUUCGUCAAGGCCAAGAUCAACAACUCGGGCAUCCUCGCCCUCGGCUACGCCCAGGCCCUCCGCCCGGGCAUCAAGGCCACCUUUGGUCUCGCCCUCGACACGCUCAAGCUCAGCUCGGGCUCGACCGACGCCAGCGCCCACAAGCUCGGUGCGUCGCUCACCUUCGAGGCCUAA
Molecule: messenger RNA, 879 nt
Organism: Malassezia japonica
Lineage: Eukaryota; Fungi; Basidiomycota; Malasseziomycetes; Malasseziales; Malasseziaceae
Gene: POR1
Product: Mitochondrial porin
Exons: 1
Coding region: 1-879 (292 amino acids)
Biological process (GO): monoatomic anion transmembrane transport
Cellular component (GO): mitochondrial outer membrane
Molecular function (GO): voltage-gated monoatomic anion channel activity
Source: RefSeq, a predicted model, not a curated record